Molecule: messenger RNA, 1572 nt
Organism: Eimeria mitis
Lineage: Eukaryota; Apicomplexa; Conoidasida; Eucoccidiorida; Eimeriidae
Exons: 7
Coding region: 1-1572 (523 amino acids)
Source: RefSeq, a predicted model, not a curated record
AUGCAGACCCCCUCACCAGCAGCAGCAGCAGCAGCAGCAGCAGCAGCGGCAGCAGCAGCAGCAGCGGCGGCGGGGGAGAGGGGGAGUCUGUUGAGUUUGCUGCUGGAGACAACUGCAGCAGCAGCAGCAGCAGCGCCAGCAGCAGCAGCAGCAGCACCGCCAGCAGCAGCAGCAGCAGCAGCAGCAGCAGCAGCAGCAGGAGGGGCAGGAGGAGGAGGAGCAGCAGCAGAAUAUGGAGGGACGGCAGAAAGAGAGAAAGAAGCAGAGGCAGGAGCUGCCUAUACACCCCAAGAGAAAGCUAUCAUAAGCAGCAACAACAACACAAAAUAUUCAGGUGCAGCAGUACGAGUGCAGCACAUAGAACAGCUGCUGCAGCACAUGCAGCAGCUGCUGCUGCCGCUGCAGCUGCUGCUGCAACCGACUCCAACCCCCACCCUGCAGCAGCAGCAGCAGCAGCAGCAGCAGCAGCAGGAGCAGCAGGAGCAAGGCAUGCAAGCAGUGCAGCUGCAAGGAGGGUUAUUCGAGCAGCAGAGUGCAGCAGCAGCAGCAGCAGCAGCAGCAACGGAGAAUGCUGCAGCAAUGCGAGCUCUGGGGUUGCUGCUAGGAGCAGCAGAAGAAGCUGUGGAUUUGCUGCUGCAGCGGGAAGGAAUAGCAGCAGCAGCAGAUCGAUUGCUGCUGACGUCCAGGCUGUCUCUACAGGCUGAGCCACAAUGGCCUCUCUUUAUACAUGCAAACAAACAAACAGAAACAGCAGCAGCAGCAGCAGCUGCUGCAGCAGCAGCAGCAACACCGCAGCAGCAACGACAACAGCUGCUGCUGCUGCUGCAGCAAUUCAAUCAAAUACGAAACACACACUGGACAGGCAAUGCAGCAGUUCAUGCAGCAUCCACUCCUCUCCCUAUCCACACUCUUCACACUCACAACACACCACUAGCACAGGGGGCCCCCCAGGGGGCCCCCCAUGGGGCCCCCCAGGGGACCCCCCAUGCGGCUCCCCAUGGGGCCCCCCAGGGGACCCCCCAAGCGGCCCGCCAGGGGGGCCCCCGUGGGGCCCCCCGGGGCCCCCGUGGGGCCCACCAGGGGGGCCCCCGUGGGGCCCCCCAGGGGGGCCCCCGAGAGUACCCCGGGGGGGGCCUCUUGGGGGGCCCCAAAGGGGGCCCCCAAGAGGGCCCCCAAGGGGCCCCCCUGGGGGGCCCCCUUGGGCGUGAAGGAGAUGCAAAUGGUGAUGAUAAGGAGAAGGGUUUAGGAGAAGAGAAAGGGGAGAGUGUUAGGGUUUUGUUUGUGGAUGCGCGGGAGGCGUUCCAUAGAGAAAGGGUACAGAGGAUGCCCUGGCUGCAGGUGGUGGGGCCUGCAGGGUGUUUAUGUGAAUGGGGGCCAGGAGCCCGAGUUAAAGACGCAGCUAUCCUGGCUCACCAAAUAGGAAAACGAUUCGCUGACUUCCCUCGGGUAUCUGCUGAGCUUCCCUCGGAUUAUACUGCUCGCCUCAACGGCGGCUGUACUGGCAGCAGCAAGGAGGAGGAAAACAGCAGCAGCAGCUGCAGCAGCAGCAGCUGCAGCAGCAGCAGCAGCUGA